This is a messenger RNA of Synchiropus splendidus (mandarinfish), 3447 nucleotides long. RefSeq names its product SAFB-like, transcription modulator (gene sltm). The transcript has 19 exons. Gene Ontology annotation, cellular component: nucleus. Lineage: Eukaryota; Metazoa; Chordata; Actinopteri; Syngnathiformes; Callionymidae. Bases 34 to 2823 code for a protein of 929 amino acids. Gene Ontology annotation, molecular function: RNA binding; sequence-specific DNA binding. Gene Ontology annotation, biological process: regulation of mRNA processing; regulation of transcription by RNA polymerase II. The record is from RefSeq and is a predicted model, not a curated record.
GCAGGCGCACAAGCCUAGUGUUUUUAAGGUAAAAUGGCUUCGGGUGCCAUUUCCACCGAGGCAAAGAAAACAGCAGAUUUAAGAGUCGUUGAUCUUAAAUCUGAGCUGAAAAGGCGAGGCUUGGAUACCACUGGUGUUAAGAAUGUUCUGCUUGGAAGACUAAAACAAGCCAUUAAGGAUGAAGGUGGAGACCCCAAUUAUGUGGAACUCCAGUCUCCAGCCGAUGUAUCCUCUCGUAAAGGUGCCAAAGGGAGAGGGAAACAAGCUGAUUCUGAAGCUGACACAAACAUGGAAGAUGUUUUGUCCAAGGCUCCCUCAGAUCUUCUGGAAGCCACAGAGAAUGAAUUUGAAAAAGAUGUAACUGACACAGAUGAUGGUUCUCUGGAAAAUUCAAAGCCGGCUUCCAGUGAGACCAGCGUCCCGCAGCCUGAGGCUGACCCUGAACCCGAGUUGGAUGCUGGUGUGGCCGAAGCCGAUUCUGAACCGGAGGUAGAGGCUGAUCCUGAGGAGCCGGAGUUCGAUGCAGAGCUGGAUGGAGAGCCAGAGGUUGAUAUUGAACCUGAACCUGAACCUGAACCUGAGCCUGAGCCUGAAGGUGAACCGGAACCGGAACCCGAAGAGGAUGCUGAACCAGUCAUCGAUGGUGAAGCAGAGCCUGAGCUUGAGACAAGGGUCAAUUCAGAUGCCAUGAAUUCUUUUCAAGACGCAGAAGAGGAUCAUCUUUGUGUCUCAAUCCAAAACGAGGACGCCAUCACCCUCGAUGUUGAUGGCGAUGACCUCUUGGAUACAGGUAAACAUGUGAAACUUCCAGAUACAGAGACUGAAAAGAGCAUUGAUGAUCACGAAGCCUCAGUUGAGAUGGAACCAGAUGAUGAUUUAAAGAUGGAAGACACAGAUGACGACAGAGAUGGUAAGAGAGACGACCGAUCCUGGGCUGAGUCCUCAAAGAAAGACAGCGGAGAGGCUUCAAAGAAAGCUGAAGCGGAAGACAAAGCAAAGGAUUCUGGGAAGAAAGGCACCCUAUCUUCUGGGGCAUCAGGUCAAGAAAAGAGCUCUUCUCGGGACAGAGAUGGGAAAGACACAAAGAAUGAGAAAGGCGUGAGCAGCAGCAACCUCAGCUCUUCUUGCAACAUUUGGGUGAGCGGCCUUUCGUCCAACACCAAGGCUGCGGAUCUGAAGAAUUUGUUUGGAAAAUAUGGAAAAGUUUUAAGCGCAAAAGUUGUUACCAACGCGCGCAGUCCUGGAUCCAAGUGUUAUGGUCUGGUGACAAUGUCAUCCAGCACCGAAGUGACGCGAUGUGUCACCCAUCUGGACUGUAUGGAGCUUCAUGGGCAGCAGAUCUAUGUGGAAAGGGCGAAAAAUGACCCGUUUAAGAAAGAGCCAUCGAGCAAUGAGCGAGGAGACGCCUCCGCCGGCAAAUCUGGUGACAAGCGAAAUUCCACUGGGUUGAAACUGACUAGCAAAGCCCAGCCUACCAUCAAAAAAGAUCAACCAGACAAGGACUCGUUGAAGAAGCAGGACCUGAAAAGCGGAAAAAUGGAGUCCACAUCCUCUAAUUCAUCCCAAGGGGGCAGCAGCCCAGGCACGACGGCUGGAGACAGAACCAAAAGGGGCGAUGGGCACUUUGAUAAGGCGACAAAUGCAAAACGACCUUUUAAUGACAAAGGGGAAGAUAUAGACAUUUUGCCCUUCAGGCAAAUAAAGGAGCAGAAGCUGCGUGAAAAGCGGGCCAGAAGACGUGAGUUUGCUGAACAAGAGCACAUCCGUCUGCUGAGGGAGCGAGAAGAACGAGAGAUCUUGAUUCGCGAGCGCCACCGGCUGGAGAUGGAAAGGCAAAAACUUGAAAGGGAGCGGCUGGAGCGAGAGAAGCUGGAGAGGGAGCGGUUUCGCAUCGAGCAGGAGAGGCGUAAGGAGGCUGAGCGUAUGGCACGAGAACGAGAGGAACUGCGAAGGCAGCAAGAGCAACUCCGUUUUGAGCAAGAAAAAAGAAACCACCUCAAGAGAGGCAGAGAAGUUGAACACAGCCGACGGGACGAGCCAUAUUGGAAGAAGAUGAAAGAUGAUCCCAACGAUCAUGCUCCCGGCUACAGCCGACAGCCAAACCGCUUCCAAAGCUUCCAGCCACGUGAAAGAGGCAGGUUUCCUGGACAUGACCAUGAUCAGCACAGUUCAUUUGACAGACGCCGGUUUGAUGGCGACCUGCAAGCCAAGAAGAGUCGAGAUGGUCCAUCCUUCGAGCGCUACAACAAGAGCUUUGAUUCGGUCCGCAGAGGAGAGCCGUCUCCCCGUGAUGACAUACGCAGCGACAAUGAUCGCAGAGAGAGAGACGACAGGCGCCCACUACCCAUGCACCAUCGGCCUAUGAGUUCCAUGUCGCACCACCGCUCUCCACGAGACGGAGGACCAGCAUGGAAGAAUGACGGGCACUUGGCUGCCAACAAGGGAGACUUGCGAGGACCCAUGCGGAUGCACACAGACCGGUCAGGCAGAGACGGGCCUUCGCUGAGAGGCGCCUCCUCAGGCAGCCAUGGACGGAGCAGCUUCAACCAUCGAGAGGGAGAGCGCUCUUUAAUGAUGAACAGCCAGGCCUUCAGCUCUGGUCGCCAGGUGGUGGUGGAACGUCAGGGCAGAGAUCAGGGCAUGAGGAAGGACUGGCACAGCAGUUCAGGCUCGCAGAGCGGCGGCUUCUCCGACAGCCGCAGGAUGAUUUCAUCCUCGUCCAGUUCCUCUGGAAUGGGCAGGAUCGUACACAUCACCAACAAUUCCAUGUCCAGCAGCGGCAGCGGUUUCAAGAGCUUCAAAGGAACGCCUCGGAAUUUUUAAGAGAAACCACAUUUAUCGAAAUCUAUGGUUAUUUGUAGGACUGUUUUACGUGGCACGUUGCUGCCGACAGUUGGAUACCUUUUUGUAUAAAUCAGCUCAUUUGGUUUCUUGUUUUGGUCAGGUUCUAUUACAGUUGAGGAACCAUGUCACUUGAGUUAUGUAUAUUUAAAACAACCGGUGUUAACUCUUCACUCACCAUACCUUCAUUUCCUCAGUGCUGUAUUUAACAUUAGACAUCGGACUUGUGUUACAUUUUUUAACAUGUUUUUUUGCUGUCAUUGUUUUUGUAAAAAUGUCUCUCCAGAUGAAUGGCUGUCGGGUUUUUAUAUCUGAAUAAAAUCGGCCAUUGGUGGCUGUUGCCUCCUGACAUCACACGUUCUUGCAGAUGAUUUGGUCUGACUUGACUGAGCGUCUGUCUCCUGAAAUCCUUCCUCUCCCUUUUGACCCUGGAGAAUCUACAGGUCACGUUUUAAUUGGAACCCAACAUGGACUUGGGUUCUCCUAGGGUUAAAAAUGGUUCCUCUGAACUGACACCAUGUCAUAAAAAAACGUAGCGGCUCAAAACCCUGACACAAAGCUUGCAAGACUUUGGGUGAUGUUUAAGUAAAGUAAAAACGUACACAG